AAUGAACCUGUAGAAUAGGUUAAUAUUGAACGAAUCACUUGUCAGCAGUGGAUGUUUGAACUUUGUUGAACAGGUUUUCGUCGACCAAAACCCACUUAUUAGCGCCUGGAUGGCAGGUGCAAUAAUGCAUCCCGAAAUGGCAGGUGUAGUGUUGUGAACUAAAAAUAUAACCUAGACGCCCAUUUAUGACUUGCCUCGAUUCUUUACCUUUGGCUCCGUAGCAUUUUUCUGCUCAGUUAUCUUAGCCAUGGAAGGUCCUGCUGUCGAGCUUCAAGACAUGUUUUCGGGUGAGAAAGGCAAGACCCCUGUUGCGAUCUCUAUCAGCCAGCAAGCCGGAGAUAUACUAGACGAUUCUAACGCUGAGCUGAUUAACGUGCAGUCCCUUCCCCCCAUUGAUAGAGGUCGCAAAGCGUGGACGUUCUGUUGCUGUGCCUUUCUUCUUGAAGCAAUAGUGUGGGGAUUUGGAUUCAGUUAUGGUAUCUUCCAAGAUUAUUACACCUCUCAUCCUCCUUUCAACAAACAAUCACCUAUUGCUAUAGCGGCAGUUGGGACGACCGCAUUGGCUAUUCAAUAUGGCGAGGGUCUUUUCCUAUCACUUUUCCUGCAACGUUAUCCCGACCUGCUGAAAACGACGAUGUGGUUUGGUCUUGCUUUGAGCUCUAUAUGUCUAUUCCUUUCUAGUUUCGUUAGCCAGAUAUGGGCUCUCAUCUUGCUCCAGGGCGUAGGCUUUGGUAUAGGUGGCGGCAUGCUCUACAUGCCUGUCAUCAAUCUACUAUCGGAAUGGUUCAUCGAAAGACGUGGUCUCGCAGGCGGCAUCAUCUUUGCGGGCUCUGGUGUCGGAGGCUUUGCCUUCCCGCUCAUGGUAAACGCACUCUUGGGUAAAGUGGGUUUCCGAUGGACUUUACGUAUAUGGGCUAUUGGUACAGCUAUCAUCGCCGGACUUGCUCUAUUGGGCAUUCACCAUCGCACUCCAACGCCGAAGUUCCGUCGUGGAGAGAGACGUCCGAGGUUUAUCCCCCCUCAAAUGCAGUUCCUCAAGCAACCUGUAUUUUGGACAUUCUCAACGACGAAUGUGCUGCAAGCCCUCUCUUACUUCCCUGUCUCGCUCUACAUUGCCAUGUUCACCACAUCCAUCUCUUCACCUCUAUCCGCCACGAUCGUGCUUUCACUGUUCAACUCAUCUGGGGUGGUCGGCCAGAUCCUCGUCGGACAUCUGAGCGAUAGGUUUCCCUACCCUUGGAUCAUGUUCGCCAGUGCGCUCGGAAGCGCGAUUUCGGCAUUCCUACUCUGGGGUUUUGCAGACUCCUUGGCGCGAGUAUUUACCUUCGCUAUCAUCUUCGGUGGUUUGAGCGGAGGUUUCUCAUCCGUAUGGCCAGCAGCAGCCUCGGACUUAGCAGGCCGUUUCCCCGAACAAGCCACUAUCACUUUCACUUGCUUCGCAUUCGUGAAAGGUAUCGCUGCCGUCAUCGGGCCCAUUCUUUCCGGUGUGUUACUCGAUGCAGGGAAGUCGUCCUCGUUUGGCGGGAAGUAUGGCAAGUUUGGAUUCGGGAACGUGGAAAUUUUCGUGGGCAGUUGUGCGGUGGCAACAAGUAUUGGGAGCUUGUUUGUUGCUGCUGCAAAGAACAGGGCUUGAUAGCACUACUCAAGGGCCUUGUGGUUUGCUGUUAAAAUAUUGGAUCCUCGUCAUCGGCUUAGAAUUACUUUGACUAGGUCCUAAAAAGGUAGUUCAUGUUGUACAUGCCACGUAUUACCUUUCCUACAUAGAGAGUGCAAUGCUGCAGUAUCUGCUAUAAAUACAAUCCGUAACCGCUUCAUUUCCC
Molecule: messenger RNA, 1820 nt
Organism: Somion occarium
Lineage: Eukaryota; Fungi; Basidiomycota; Agaricomycetes; Polyporales; Cerrenaceae
Source: the annotation of a GenBank genome assembly